ACAUCCACCACCCCCGGCAUCCCCCCCUAAAAAUAGAGGAAGCAGCAUACAAUUCCCCCACACCAUCACAAACAGAUGAUGAAGCUGCUGCUCUCCCAGCAUCUUCCCAAUCACCAGAUGGACCUAUGAGAGCCAGCACAAGCAACUGUUGGCUGUUGCUGGCUACCACCACCACCGAACUCUCAAGCCAACCUCCAUCACCAUUUGGCUUUGCCCUGUAAUUCCAAGAGCGCCAAACCAAGAUCUCAGCUGCCAACACCACCAAAGCUGAUCCAUGGACCUGUCGGCGAACCCGGACAGCCCUCUGUCUGGAGGGGGCAACGGUGGCGGCUCCUCGAGCAGCAUCACCUCCUCGCUUUCCGUGGCCUCAGGGGGCACUCCGCAGUCGCCGAGCAGGUACGAGGCGCAGAAGCGGCGCGACUGGAACACGUUCGGGCAGUACCUGCGGAACCACCGGCCGCCGCUGAGCCUGGCUCAGUGCAGCGGGGCGCACGUCCUGGAGUUCCUGCGCUACCUUGACCAGUUCGGCAAGACCAAGGUGCACGCCUCGGCCUGCCCCUUCUUCGGCCACCCGAGCCCGCCGGCACCCUGCCCGUGCCCGCUCCGUCAGGCCUGGGGCAGCCUGGACGCCCUCGUCGGCCGCCUCCGCGCCGCCUACGAGGAGAACGGCGGCAGCCCCGAGUCCAACCCCUUCGCUGCGCGCGCCGUCCGCCUCUACCUUCGCGAGGUCCGCGAGCACCAGGCCCGCGCCCGCGGCGUCAGCUACGAGAAGAAGAAGCGCAAGAAGCCGCAGCAGCUGGCCGGCGACAGCAGCAGCGGCAGCUUCCAUGGCAACCAGCACCAGCCCCCUCCCGGCCCGCCUCCCGCCGCCGGUUGCUGAGCUGAUCGAGGCGACGACGACGACCCGCCCCCAGCCGGUGGUCGAUCGAACGAUCUCCUAUUUGGCCGGUAUGCCAGAUAUAUUUUAUGUGCGCUCGCGUAUGCAUGCAUGCGCACGCAUGGUUAUGGCUUUGCACUUCUCAUUUGUGCGUGUGUGUAUCAGCUAGUACUGUCAGUUGUCGUCGUCGAACACUGCUGCAUUGCUCGUGUUUCGACCUAGUUGGCUUUGAUUAGCUUGGGUUAAGUUCUAGUCGAGUUUAUCACUAGUUUAAUUUCCUUCCAUGUAGGAUCGAGUCAAGUAAAAUGAUUUGCUGUAGUGUGAAGUGAAGUGAGGGGGACAUGCAUGCAGGGAGAGAGAGAGAUAAAUGUAUGGAGAUCUCUCUUGCUACAGCUAGCUGCAUGUGUGUGUGUGUGUGUGUGGUUCGUGCAAGAUUGUAAGUCUGUAGUGCAGUGUCCGUUCUGCGGUCUGCGCAUCAUGUGUCAACUCGAUCUAGCAUCGCUUAUUGUUUCU
Molecule: messenger RNA, 1390 nt
Organism: Aegilops tauschii subsp. strangulata
Lineage: Eukaryota; Viridiplantae; Streptophyta; Magnoliopsida; Poales; Poaceae
Product: protein G1-like4
Biological process (GO): response to light stimulus; mRNA transcription
Cellular component (GO): nucleus
Source: RefSeq, a predicted model, not a curated record